Messenger RNA from Tupaia belangeri chinensis (Chinese tree shrew), 2824 nucleotides. It is a transcript of the gene E2F2, whose product is annotated as E2F transcription factor 2. Gene Ontology annotation, cellular component: RNA polymerase II transcription regulator complex. The record is from RefSeq and is a predicted model, not a curated record. The coding region runs from base 422 to 1762 and encodes 446 amino acids. The transcript is spliced from 7 exons. Gene Ontology annotation, biological process: regulation of transcription by RNA polymerase II. Gene Ontology annotation, molecular function: RNA polymerase II cis-regulatory region sequence-specific DNA binding; DNA-binding transcription factor activity, RNA polymerase II-specific; protein dimerization activity. NCBI's taxonomy places the organism in Eukaryota, Metazoa, Chordata, Mammalia, Scandentia, Tupaiidae.
CUCCAGGUCUAGAGAGCGAGCGGAGAGGGAGUCGGUCCAGUUGGGGCGCCCUUCCCGGUCCGAGCGCUUCGCGUCUCCACUGAGUCCGCAGGCACCCGAGACCUUGCCCAGAGCAGGCCGGACCCCAGGCACCGAGGCCUUCAGGGGUGCGGGGCUUCCACCACCUCGGGAGCUGUCCGCGGAGCAGCCCCCGGCUCUGCUGCCGGAGCCGCCGGCGAUCUCCAAGCGGCGAUCUCCAAGCACUGUUCGGCUCGGCCGCGGGCCAGGAGGGGAGGGUCCGGCCUUGCCCCGCUGGCGUCCAUUGGUGGCUUUCCCCGGCCUCCGAGCCAUGCCGCGGGCCGGGUGAGCCUCUGCAGGCUCCAGAGCCCGCAGGUGCCGCGGACGCGCCAGGCCAGGUUCGGGAGGGGGCGCUGCACUCGCCAUGCUGCAAGGGCCCCGGGCCCUGGUUCCAGCGGCUGGGCCUCCCCCGAAAGGGGUGCUUGCCAUGAGCCCCACCGAGCUGUGGCCGCCCAGCCUUAGCAGUCCCCAGCUCUGCCCAGCCACCAGCACCUACUACACCCCGCUGUACCCGCAGACUGUGCCUCCCGCUGCAGCACCCGGCACCUGCCUCGACGCCACCCCCCACGGACCGGAGGGCCAAGUUGUGCGAUGCGUGCCGGCAGGCCGGCUGCCGGCCAAAAGAAAGCUGGACCUGGAGGGGAUUGGGAGACCUGCCAUCCCGGAGUUCCGGACCCCCAAAGGGAAGUGCAUCAGAGUGGAUGGGCUGCCUAGCCCCAAAACACCCAAGUCCCCUGGGGAGAAGACUCGGUAUGACACGUCGCUGGGGCUGCUGACCAAGAAGUUCAUUUACCUGCUGAGCGAGGCCAAGGAUGGGGUCCUGGACCUCAACUGGGCGGCUGAGGUGCUGGAUGUGCAGAAGCGUCGCAUCUAUGACAUCACCAAUGUGCUGGAGGGCAUCCAGCUCAUCCGGAAGAAGGCCAAGAACAACAUCCAGUGGGUAGGCAGGAGACUGUUUGAAGACCCCGCUCGACCUGGGAAGCAGCAGCAGCUGGGGCAGGAGCUGAAGGAGCUGAUGAGCACAGAGCAGACCUUGGACCAGCUCAUCCAGAGCUGCACCCUGACCUUCAAGCACCUGACGGAGGACACGGCCAACAAGAGACUGGCCUACGUGACUUACCAGGACAUCCGUGCUGUCGGCACCUUUAAGGAGCAGACGGUGAUCGCUGUCAAGGCCCCUCCACAGACGAGGCUGGAAGUGCCCGACAGGCCUGAGGUGAGAGGCGAAGCGUCAGUGGAGGAAAACCUGCAGAUAUAUCUGAAGAGCACCCAAGGGCCCAUCGAAGUCUACUUGUGCCCAGAGGAGGUGCAGGAACCGGACAGCCCUGCCAAGGAUGCCCUCCCCUCCACCUCCAGCCUCAGCCCCAGCCCCGACUCUGUCCAGCUCAAUAGCAGCACCAACCCUGGGACCGUGGAAUGCACUGCACCCUCAGCGUCCACGCUGACUCCGCAGCAAGUCCCGCCGCCACCUCCACUGCCGUGCCUUGCCCCGUUGGAGGCCAGCGACAGCGUGCUGGGGCCACCGCACCCGCUCCUGCAGCAGACCGAGGACCAGCUCCUGGGCUCAGCCCUGGCCGGCAGCUCCCCUCUGAUGAGCUUCUCGCCGCCUCUGGACCAGGACGAGUACCUGUGGGGCCUGGACGAGGGGGAAGGCAUCAGCGACCUCUUCGACUCCUAUGACCUGGGGGACCUGCUGAUUAACUGAGUGGCCUGUUUGCCCCCACAGGCAGGGUGGCGGCCACAGUGUGCCUCGGCGUGGCGGUCUGCUCGCCUUUCUCACUCCCUGUCAGCAGAAGCUGUCUGGGGAGAAGACUGGUGAGGGUGUGUCAGGGGUCCACCCCAGUCCUCCUAAUGGAAGCUGGGCCUGGGAAGGCCCCAGUCCUCUGACCUCUGACAUCUCACGGAGUACCCGCAGCUGAGGUGACCAGGUCCAGGGAAAGGCCCUGCCACCUUCUGUAGGGGUAGUUAGGAUCCCGAUUUUUCAAGGAGCACUUAACGCCUUCGUAUUUAUUUCAGGGUGAGUGUUUGUCCUCCCUGAGUUUUUGCAGGGAGAUGGUUCAAGUUUCUAGCAAGACUCCUCAGGCCCAUUGCUCUCCCCUGCCAAGGGCAGGCCUGGGCUCACAGGGCCAGGCCAGCUCCCCGGUUCUCACAGUGCUGGGGGCUGGGUCUCCGAGGGGCUGUCCAGUCUGCCAGGGUGGCAAUUGCACUUAGCCCUCGUAAUUCCAGCCAGUGGCCCUUUGACCUCUGAGCCUUGACCUCUCCCGCUGAGGUGCCAGCCUUGCACUCCUGGUCUCCUCUGUCCCAGACGGGGCUUGAGGGUCCAUUGCUAGGGCAGGUGGCAUGAAGGCUCCUGGGAAGGCAGGAGCAGCCAGGUAGGGAGGCCCUUCCUGUGGAAUCCGUCCUGUCCCUCCUGCGACUGCUGGGGCGUCAGCAGAGACGCUCCUGCGGAGGGACGAGGCCGUGGAGGCGGCUGUCGUGGCUUCUAUGGGCACUUGGCCUCAGAGUUUCUGCCCUGCCCUGCCCUGGCCCAGGGCUGUUUCUCCAAGGACCGAGGCAGGGGCAGCUCCGCUGUGGGGAAGAGAGAGAUUAGAACACGGAACGUCUGGGCCUUCCCGGAAGCUGUGGUGUCCCCCCGCCCUGGGAGGAUUGUUUUGCUGUGUAUGUUGCAGGGAAUGAUUCUUUAAGGACCUCUCUUGCUCCCAGCUGAUGACACAGAUCCCCAAGGACAGAGGUGACCAGGGCUUGGCAGUGCUCUUUGCUCCUUUGU